This is a messenger RNA of Prunus mume (Japanese apricot), 1499 nucleotides long. RefSeq names its product Regulator of chromosome condensation (RCC1) family protein. Lineage: Eukaryota; Viridiplantae; Streptophyta; Magnoliopsida; Rosales; Rosaceae. The record is from RefSeq and is a predicted model, not a curated record.
AUAUUGAUAAACACGGUCACAGUGCUCCGCUCUCUCCCUCUCUCUCUCUCUCUCUCUCCCUGUCCCUGCUAGCUUUAUGGGUUCUUUCUAGUUUAUAGUUUUAUUAGUUUAUAAACGUCUCCCUGCUUCAAUUCAAGCACUGUUUCAGGUUCAAAUGGCAUCCGAUGCUGCCAUUGUCACUUGGGGCUCGGGUGAAGAUGGACAAUUGGGAAUCGGGAACAACGAGGAGAAGGAGUGGGUAUGUGUUGUCGAAGCCCUCCAGUCACGGACUGUCCGGUCUGUUGUCGCUGGUAGCCGAAACUCUCUUGCCAUUUGCGAUGAUGGCAAGUUGUUUACAUGGGGUUGGAACCAAAGAGGAACCUUGGGGCACCCUCCAGAGACCAAAACCGAGAACAUUCCUAGCCAAGUUAAAGCUCUUGCCAAUGUUAAAAUUGUUCAGGCUGCUAUUGGUGGAUGGCAUUGUUUGGCUGUUGAUGAUCAAGGCCGUGCUUAUGCCUGGGGUGGAAAUGAGUAUGGACAGUGUAGUGAAGAACCUGAGCGGAAAGAUGACACUGGUAGACCUUUGAGAAGGGAUAUAGUGAUUCCUCAGCGCUGUGCACCGAAGCUUGUAGUUCGCCAGGUAGCUGCUGGGGGUACUCACUCUGUGGUACUUACACGUGAUGGGCAAGUAUGGACUUGGGGUCAGCCGUGGCCUCCGGGAGACAUAAAACAAAUUUCAACACCUGUGCGAGUACAAGGUCUUGAUGCAGUGAAGCUCAUUGCAGUUGGGGCAUUUCAUAAUUUGGCUCUUCAAGAGGAUGGUACUUUAUGGGCAUGGGGUAACAAUGAAUAUGGACAGCUUGGAACUGGAGAUACCCAGCCUAGAUCACAACCUAUUCCUGUCCAGGGUCUUUCUGGUCUUACUUUGGUGGAUAUUGCUGCUGGAGGAUGGCAUUCUACUGCACUCACAGAUGAUGGAGAGGUGUAUGGUUGGGGACGAGGGGAACACGGAAGGCUUGGAUUUGGCGAUAAUGAUAAAAGCAGUAAAAUGGUGCCCCAAAGGGUUCAUCUUUUAGCUGGGGAGGAUAUUGUUCAGGUGUCUUGUGGAGGCACUCACUCGGUUGCAUUAACACGUGAUGGGCGCAUGUUUUCGUUUGGUCGAGGUGACCAUGGACGUCUUGGAUAUGGAAGGAAGGUGACAACCGGUCAACCAAUGGAAGUGCCCAUCAACAUCCCUCCCAGAAAUGGCACUGAAGACAAUGGACACUGGAUUGCCAAACUUGUUGCUUGUGGGGGACGCCAUACUCUGGCGAUAGUAGUUUGGAAAGCUGAUGAAGCAGAAGAAUCAUAAAACUGAUGAACUUGUUUCAGAAAAUUUUCCGGUAGCUCGAAUAACCACUACCAUUGUUGGUUCUGUAUAACAGUAUUAUUUAAGAUCAACCAGUAACAUAUCUAUAUAGGAGGAAGAACUAGUUUCCUUAUGGAGUUGAUUAAGAUUUCAUAAGAAGUGGGUUCUGCAA